Messenger RNA from Oreochromis niloticus (Nile tilapia), 1353 nucleotides. RefSeq names its product immunoglobulin lambda-1 light chain. The coding region runs from base 16 to 1086 and encodes 356 amino acids. NCBI's taxonomy places the organism in Eukaryota, Metazoa, Chordata, Actinopteri, Cichliformes, Cichlidae. The record is from RefSeq and is a predicted model, not a curated record. The transcript is spliced from 10 exons.
AAACCAACAGAGAACAUGACUGUUAUUGGAUGCGGUCUGCUCAGCUUGUUGGUUUUUGUGCUCUGGAUUAAAGGUGGUACUGAUGGAAGUGAUGUCCAACAGACUCCCAUACUGUGGGGAAGGUUUGCUCAGAACACAGUGAUGAUCACAGCUGCUCUGAUCAAACUCUCUGCAGCUCUGCUCUGUAUCGGAGGUCUAACUGGUGGGAGCGAUGUCUCACAGACUCCCCUGUUGUGGAGUACCGAGGGUCAGUCUGUCACAAUGAACUGCAGCCACACUAAGGGGGGUACAUAUCGACAGAUGUAUUGGUAUCAGCAGUUGCCAGGGAAGGGAAUGAAGCAAAUUGUUUUUACAACUGCAUACAGUACUCACACAUAUGAAAGUGGCUUCAGUGAGGAAAGGUUUCCAGCAACAAAGACCAAUGAACAAACUGGAUCUCUGACAGUAAAGCAGCUGGUGCCUGAAGACAGUGGAGUGUAUUUCUGUUCUGUGUUAGGGAGCUCUGGCACUUAUCCUCCUUAUUUUGGAGAGGGAACCAAGCUAACAGUUCUGGGGUCAGGGCGUGAUGUCACUGAACCAAAAGUAAAAAUACUGAGACCUUCAGCCCGUGAGUGCAGAAACAGCAAGGACAAAAAAAGGAAGAAGACCCUCGUCUGUGUGGCCUCUGGUUUCUACCCUGACCAUGUCAAAGUGUAUUGGUAUUUGAAUGAGAAAACAGUCACUGAUGGUGUGGCAACAGAUGAAGCUGCGCGUGAAGAAAAAGAUGACAACAACAAGACCGUGUACAAAAUCACCAGCAGGCUGAGAGUCUAUGCCAAACAAUGGGAAAAUCCUGACAAUAUCUUUAAAUGCACUGUCAAAUUGUUCAAUGGCACUGACAAUGGCAAUCAAUAUAUAUAUCGUUCAGAUACUAUUAAAGGAGAUCAGGCUGAUACAACGUCUAUGUCAAGAGAGAAGUAUUUGACAACUACACAAAAUUUCAAGGUCGUCUACAGCGUGCUUACUGUCAAGAGCUGUGCCUAUGGAGCUUUUGUUGGAUUUUUGGUGUGGAAGCUUCAGCGUUUUGGUGGAAAGCAGAAGUACUGAGAGCUGAGCUGAAGCCUCAAAAAAUAACUCUGGGACAUGAGUUACCUUGCUCUCUGUAAAUAUCGUUCACAAACAUAGUCUAUUGUUAAAGUGCACAAUGUUAAUCGCCUGUUCAAGUUCUGCUGUGGAUUUUUAUUUGCUUAUUUGUCUUUAUAUAAUUAAUAACUGCCUUUCAAAUAGACUGAUGUCAAUUUCUUUAGAUACAAAGUGAUUUUCUGUGUGUAACUUGAUUUUCUUCUCAAUAAAAAUAUGUUUGAGUAUUUUAAA